This is a messenger RNA of Mizuhopecten yessoensis (Yesso scallop), 1541 nucleotides long. RefSeq names its product actin, muscle-like. The record is from RefSeq and is a predicted model, not a curated record. The transcript is spliced from 2 exons. NCBI's taxonomy places the organism in Eukaryota, Metazoa, Mollusca, Bivalvia, Pectinida, Pectinidae. The coding region runs from base 283 to 1389 and encodes 368 amino acids.
UAUGUCCAAAUUACAUAUGUUAAAUUGGGAUUUUAAAUAUGACUUAUAAGGCGGUUGCAAUUUAGAAUAGUUAAUUGAACCGUAAUUUCCGUCUUACAGGUACGCGCUCCGUUUUUACUUUUAUAUCUGUAUUAUUUAUUUUGGAUGUCUACAAUUAAUGUAUAUAGACGACACCUGUUAAUGUUCCAUAUACUUUUUGGAGGGCUGUCACAAUAACGUGAUACCGGCUUGACACUCGGUUGUGACAUUGAACUUUACUAACGGCAGGAACUGGGCGUGAUCAUGGCAAAGCCAAUCGCACUUGUAGUAGAUAAUGGAUCGCAUUCAUGUAAGGCCGGAUUUGCUAACGAAAAUACCCCUCGUGUGUUCAUACCAUCCAUUGUCGGUCAUCCUCGUGAUGAGUUGAAAGGGACGUCGAAAAAGGACUGCUUCAUUGGAGGUGAAGUCCGAGAUAUCAGAGAGAUGCUGGCUUUGCGGAACCCAAUAGAAUUCGGCGUCAUCAACAACUGGGAUGGGAUGGAAAAACUAUGGCAGUAUAUAUUUCAUGAUCAACUCCGAGCACCUCCGGAUGAGCAUCCAGUUUUGUUGACAAGGCCCCCACACAACCCCAGAGGUGUUACGGAGAAGAUGACAGAGAUCAUGUUCGAGACGUUUAACACCCCCGCACUUUAUAUAGCGGUCACCGGCGAACUUUCCCUACUCUCGAUUGGGCAGGAUACUGGCCUCGUGUUGGACUCUGGGGAGAUUACAACACACGCUAUGCGUAUUUACAAGGGACGUUGUGCGUCUCUUCGAUGUGAUCGUGUGGAUUAUGCCGGGCAAGACUUGACAUCAUAUCUCACAAGAAAGCUACGGGAGAAGGGUUGUAGUUUUACCAAAGGAACGGAAUACGAUGUUGUACGAGACAUCAAAAGGACGAUGUGUUGUGUGUCUUCCGACUUUGAGAGUGAUCUAUCCUCCUCUGGUACAGAAACGAUAUAUCAACUACCUGAUGGUUCAAAAAUAAAUAUCGGUAACGAACGCUUCCAUUGCCCAGAAAUUCUCUUUAAUCCAAAAACAGAUGGAAUUGAGUUCCCUGGGAUUCACGAGCUUAUCAAUAUAACCAUCCAAAAAGCAGACGCUAGUUUGCACAAAGACAUGUACAAUAACAUUGUGUUAUCUGGAGGAACAACCAUGUUUCCUGGAAUUGCUGAACGUCUCACUAAAGAACUAAAAUGUGGUCUCAAUGUGACGGCCGAAGUGAACGUGAUAGCCGACAAGAACCGGGAUUAUUUGGCAUGGACUGGAGGCGCAAUGGCUGGAAAUUUAUCAACAUUUGAAAAGAUUUGUGUUAAAAUAGAAGAAUAUGACGAAGUGGGACCUGCUUUAUGCACUCAGAAAUAUUUCUAAUGUGGCGUUUGCAAAAUAUAUUGAUUUAUGGGGAAAACAUAUUUUUCGAUUUGUAACGGUCUUUUAUUUUUUAUUUUGGGAGUAUAUUAGAGAAUCCAAACCUAUUCCGUCUUUGCGUAUUGCAGAGUUAUCUCCUCCUAUGAGCAGGUAUU